This is a messenger RNA of Drosophila subpulchrella, 1035 nucleotides long. Its product is annotated as peritrophin-48. Bases 1 to 1035 code for a protein of 344 amino acids. Gene Ontology annotation, molecular function: chitin binding. Gene Ontology annotation, cellular component: extracellular region. Lineage: Eukaryota; Metazoa; Arthropoda; Insecta; Diptera; Drosophilidae. The transcript has 2 exons. The record is from RefSeq and is a predicted model, not a curated record.
AUGGAUACAAGUUUCGUCUUGUUUUUUGGACUACUCAUGGUGCCCCUGAUAUCAGGAGCCUCCACCUUUAAUGCGACUCUUAUAUGCGAACUGGUGGUCAACGGGACAAAGAUGAACGAUCCUCGGGCCUGCAAUGCGUGGGUUGAGUGCGUCAAUGGGAGCCCAGUUGGUGGGACCUGUGGCACUGGACUCUUCUACGACAGGGAGAGCCAGAAGUGCCUGAGUUCCGGCAGUGUGAAGUGCUUGUCCAGUGAUCCCUGCGCCGCCCUGCCCACCGGAUUCGCAGCGGAUCCGUACUCCUGCAAUGGGUAUUACUACUGCAAGGAUGGCAAGGGACAGCACGGCGUCUGUAAUACGGGAAUGAACUUCAAUCCGGGAACCCAGGACUGCAUCCGGGACUUUCCGUGCUCGAAUAAAAUGGAUCCGGAUAGCUACUGCAACAUCCUGCCGGAUGGUAUCUUCGUGAAGGACACGGACAACUGCAAUGGCUACCAGAUGUGCUGGGAUGGCCAGGUGAUAAACGGCACCUGUCCGGGCACCUUCUAUUUCAAGGCUUCCACGGGCCAGUGCGAUUAUCCCCAGGAUGUGGCGUGUGACUUCACAACAGUGCCGAGUAUUACCGAAAAGGGUGUGUGUCCCGAUGCGGGUGGAUUUAUUUCCGAUAACCGAACCUGCAAUGGCUACUACUAUUGCAAAGAAUUGGCAGACGGAGAGUUUUCCCUGGAGCAUGGCGAGUGCUCCGAUGGCAGGUUUUUCUUGGCCACCGAUGGAGGCGCCUGUGUGCCCCGAUCCAAGGUGAAAUGCAACUACGAUCGAUGCGUGGGAUUGGGCAACUCCACCAUUCAGCUGGCCAACGAGUCGGAUGACGGAUGCCGGGGAUUCUCGAUCUGCCAGGAUGGCGUCGUCAUUGGCCAGGGAACGUGUCCGCAGGGGGAGUACUUCGAUGAGCUGACCCAGCGCUGCAUCACCCAGGUGAUAACCUAUACCGCCUGUCAGAUAUCGGAUGGGACCACCACAACCAUCUCGGUCUCGUGA